AUGUCAGUCAAAUCAUGCUGCUGUCCAAUUGAGGGGUUCUUGGAAUACUAUCAAUUUCGCAACACACUUAUUCAGUUCAAAGAGGAAUCCUUACCAUUUCUGAACGAAGACGUUGCCGAGUGGCGACCGUUGGGAUACUUUCUGAGAAAGCUAUUUCUCCUUUCAAAGGAGGAACGAAAUGCUGCAUUGAACAGAUUUCGGCAAUACUUGGAGACCAAAGGAGCCCUUUUGAGUCAAACUACUGAUUUGCUGCCCUACUACGCUCUUCCAUACGUUCCAAAUCCAAGUGAACAUCCUAUAUAUCAAGGCUUGUUCAGAAAUCCCUGGCGAGCCUCAGUGCAGCUGAAGCUUACCUCACUUCUCGAUAACGUGCUUUUAGAAGGUAACAUUUCUCAGCCGCGACUAGUUCGUGUCCUGACAGAACACACUACUAAACGCGAUCGAACUCUGAGGCAGCUACAUGUACGUCUAGUUCCAGACUCCACAGUUAUUGAUUUUUAUACCUCUAGAGCUCAUCGGAGAUUCACUCGUCUCCAGGUUGACUAUCAAACACUAAUUAGUGUGACAGCCGAUCUUUUGGACGCUUUGGAGAACAGUCUCAAAGGAAACAAACUUGAAGAUGGUGUGAUGCAACGGAUUUACACGCGGCUAAUGAACAACCAACCAGCGGGUGGUAAAGUGUCCCAGGCAGGCACCGAUGGAGCAUCCAUUUCAUUUGGCUCCGCGAAAGACUUUUCAAGAUUUUCUGGCAGAUAUGAGAACUUUGGUAACUCCAUUUCUCUGGAACAGUCGCAAAUAUGGAAUGGUAAGAAUGAGGUGUCACUGGUUGAACUUGAUUACACAAAAAUCAAGAAGGACAUUGGACAGCUAGAAGAUCGCAAAAAGUGCUACUUAUUACAAGCGCUGCGUUGGAGGCUUACGAAAUCGUCAGUGCCACAACGCGAAUUAUGCUUGACCUCUUUUGUACGCCACGACUUGCUCGACCUCACGACUAUUGGACCCGUGGGUGACGUGACACCCGAUAAGGCUCCUCUACUUUGUUGCCUAUCCUCCCAACAUCACAGAGUGCGGGAAUAUAUGGCUCGUUUUGUGAAUGCGCUCUCUUCCUUGUGUAGAGGUCGAGCUUAUUUGUCGCAGAAUGCCGCAGUCGUUAAAGCCCUUAUUAACGAAGUGCUCAAGGAAAAAGAUGAGUCUAUAACCCGUGAAAAUCUGGUCGGGGCCCUGCAGAAAAUGAGCUUGAGACGCCCGAUGCAAACAGUCAUGAUCAAUUCUUCAAUUAUUCCUUGGGUUGUCACACUUUUGGAAAAUACGGAUAGUCUGUCAGACUACACACUGGAAUACGCAGUUGCUUUAUGCAUGAACCUCUGUUUACGAACAUCGGGAAAGCGCAACUGUCUUCUUAUCAGUUCACGGAUCCUAAAAGUUCUGGUUGAACUGCUCAAGAGUGACAACAUUGAUAUUGUGCCGUAUGUAAACGGAGCACUAUACUCUAUUCUACAACUGCCGGAGAUUCGCAGGGUAGCAGUUGGUAUGGAUUUACAACGCACGCUAGAAGGCCUAAUUAGAGCGGACCAGGCAGAGAUGAAUCGUCAGUUUGAAUUUAUCAUCCGCCGCUUACGUUCACACGAGACAUGCUCAACAGAAGAAUCAGAUGACGAAAUCGAUGACGAUGAUGAUGAGGAGGAUGCCACAGCACUUGAAUCGGACCUAGACAGACAGGAUAUGCCUCCUCCAGACCCAACCGACUUGAAAGCUCUAACAGGUGCAGAUGCAGUAUUGCGUGAUCCACGUGUGUGGGUUGGUGAAGGACUCCUCAAGUACAAGUAUGCUGUGCAGCCAGUGGUACGCGGCGAGGCUAAUGGUGGUGUAGACUGGUGUAAGCCCAUGCUAUCACGUGAUAGUGAGGCACGUAUGUCAACGACAAGCAUGAGGAGUCUCGGCGUACUGAACAGACCAACAACUCCUGGGCAACGCUCAUUCCGUGGUUCCGUAUCAGAAAGUCGACCGACUAGUGCAAUCAAGGCAGGACGUCCUGUAGAGCGACCUUCCCCAGUCUCUGAAGAAUCAAUGCAUCCACUUUAUCUGCGUGACAGCCUGGCGUCCCUGGGUCAAAGUUUUGCUGACGAGUCCAGUUCACUUUGUAUUCCUCGUUCAGACACAACUCCACGAGCAUCCAUCCAGCUAGACUCAAGUCCGCUCAAAGAAGCCAGUGUGGUUGAAUCUCACAAAGCGGAUCCAGUAAAACCAAAACCUGAAAAGCCAAGCGCCAAAGCAGAUCACAGAAGAUCCGCAUUUGAAAGCCGGCCAAAAAUUCCUCGCACUCCUGAUGCUGUUUCUCCCACAAGAGAUGAUAAGUUUAACUUCGAGCCGCCUCAUUCUCCCGAUUCCACGGUUACCAGCAGCUUGACUAAGCCGAACCCAUCGAAUGAAGCCACCCGAAACGGAGACCAUUCGAUGGUUAGCAAUCGUCCGCAGUCAAAUACCUCAAAACACAGUGCGGACAACGAG
Messenger RNA from Opisthorchis viverrini, 2508 nucleotides. RefSeq lists its product as hypothetical. The annotation marks the transcript as partial. Gene Ontology annotation, biological process: cilium assembly. The record is from RefSeq and is a predicted model, not a curated record. Lineage: Eukaryota; Metazoa; Platyhelminthes; Trematoda; Opisthorchiida; Opisthorchiidae. The transcript has 14 exons. Gene Ontology annotation, cellular component: centriole; ciliary basal body; ciliary tip.